Saccostrea cuccullata (small rock oyster) is the source of this 1133-nucleotide messenger RNA. Its product is annotated as pre-B-cell leukemia transcription factor 2-like. The transcript has a single exon. Lineage: Eukaryota; Metazoa; Mollusca; Bivalvia; Ostreida; Ostreidae. The record is from RefSeq and is a predicted model, not a curated record. Gene Ontology annotation, molecular function: RNA polymerase II cis-regulatory region sequence-specific DNA binding. Gene Ontology annotation, biological process: regulation of transcription by RNA polymerase II. Bases 1 to 927 code for a protein of 308 amino acids.
AUGGCUGCCAAUGCUUCCUCUCCUUCCUUGGAGGUCAACUCUGCAACCACCCUGGAAGACAUCAUCAAGGCCACCAUCAUUGAUGACCUGCCUUCUUCACCAACAUCCACCCAGACAUCCCUUGACAUCAGCCCAGCAGAAACCAGAUUUGAUGAGUGCCUGGAUUCUCUCACCACUGAACAUCCAACACCAGAGAAAUCCGACACCAUUCAAUCUGAUCUUCAGCUUGCUCUUCAGUGUCUUCUGCCUUCACCUGCCAACAUCUCAGCCAACGACAUCUGCAGUGCAUUUCAGUUCAUCUUCCGCUCUGAGGCCGUUUCAUCCACACCAUCUGUGCUCAUCAAGUCUGUGCAACCCGAGAUGUCCAUAACCCAUCGUGAACAUCAGCUGUGGCAGAGAUUCAACAACCUUCGUCACCACCAUCCUCAACAGAUCAACGACUUGUCAUCUUUCUACAAGUACCAGAGUGCCCAAGUGGAGACAGACCGCUACUGUGCCCUUCACCAGAACUCCAACCAGCCACAUCACAUCAGGGAGAGCAUCAACCACCACUACAACAUCAUCCAUCACCGCAUCAUGGACCGUGUAGAGAACAGCCUGCAGAUCCUGGAGGAGAGUGUUCCCAAGCCAUCACCAUUCAGCACUGCCAUCACCUCCACCACCACAGAGCCUAAAAUGAUCAACCUCCGCACCAGACCAUCGCUAUCCCAGAAGUCCGUUCAGCUGAUGGAGCAGUGGUACUACAGUCACCUUGACCAUCCAUACCCAUCGUCCGACGUCAUCGAGGAGCUGGCCAGGAGAGGAGGGAUCAAGGAGGAGCAGGUCAAGAAGUGGUUCUCCAACAAGAGGAACAGAAGCCGGAGGUCAUCAGGGGUCAACAAGAGGAGGUCAUCAGGGGUCAACAAGAGUGUGCCGUGCUUCUGGUGAUUGUUUUGUGUCCAGUGUCAACAAAAGUGUUCCAUGAAUGUGGUGAUCAUUUUGUGUACAGUGUCAAAAAAGUGUGCCAUAUUUAUGGUGAUUGUGUCCAGUGUCAUCAAGAGUGUGCCAUGCUCGUGGUGACCUUGUUGUUACCAGGUUUAACAAUUAAUGUUAGUGCUAUUUUGUGAUGUGAUGAAACUAAUAUUUGAAAAGAA